This is a messenger RNA of Anthonomus grandis grandis, 5878 nucleotides long. It is a transcript of the gene Nulp1, whose product is annotated as transcription factor 25. NCBI's taxonomy places the organism in Eukaryota, Metazoa, Arthropoda, Insecta, Coleoptera, Curculionidae. The record is from RefSeq and is a predicted model, not a curated record. Gene Ontology annotation, cellular component: RQC complex. Bases 112 to 2052 code for a protein of 646 amino acids. The transcript is spliced from 11 exons.
UCCGAAUAGUUCCUAACUUACAAUCUAUGGCAUAUAUAAAACCAAAAAAAUACGGAAGUUUUCGGUAUAAAAUGUGUUAAAUAGUAGUUUAUACACGACAAAGCCUAAAAAAUGUCCAACAGAGUAAUGCGCAAGUUGCUCAAAGAGCAGGAAAAAGAUCUCGCCGAAAAUGAAAAUGUUUCAGACAUUGAAAUUGACGCCCCAGUCGGGGGUGCUCGAAAAAAACAGCUCAAUAUAAACCGCUAUGAAUUGUUAGGUCAACAAUCACACUCAGAAAGUGAGGUAAAAGAAGACGACAAUGAAACUGAAGCAGCUAAGUCUUGUGAAGGGGAUAAUGUACAUGAAUUGGUCAAAAAGAAGAGGAAAAAGAGAAAAAAGAAGUCAGGGAAACAUUCAACACAUAGAAGCAGUGAAGACAAUGCAGAUAUUGAUGAAGUGGAAAGGUCUAUUAAAGAGGUGAAUAGGCUUUUAGGAGAGUGCCCAAAAAUUGCUUCUAUGGAUAACCAGAUGGUGCAAGAUAGACCUCCUGAUACAAAGACAGUUUUAACUGUACAGCACAAGCAUUUAAACCCAAACAAUGAACUUAAGAGGAUAUUUGGCUCAAAAGUUGUCCAAGCUGAGCACAAAAGAAAAAACCGAGGUGGAUCAAGGACUCAAUUAAAAAGAACUUGGAUGGUGGCAUGCAGAGACAAUUGGCCCCAAGUAAGCAAAUCUGGACUUUCCAUGUCACUUUUGGAAACAAAAGAUGGUGUUCAAUAUUUCACUUAUGAACAUAGUCAGAAUUAUAGGCAAACUGAAAACAGAUUUUUACAGGCAGUAGAAAGCCUAAAUCCAGAAAAUAUAACAGCAAUUAUAAACGAGAGACCUUAUCAUGUAAAUGCCCUCAUUCAACUCUCAGACAUUUUCAAACUUAGUGAUGACUUGGCUGGUGCCGCUGAGCUUAUUGAGAGAGCACUAUAUUUCUUGGAGUUUUCAUUUCAUCCACUUUUUAAUGUGGCACAGGGAAACUGUAGGCUGGAUUAUAGACGGCAGGAAAAUAGAGCGUUAUUUAUAACAAUUUUUAAACACUUAAACUUCCUUGGAGGUAGGGGCUGUUGUCGCACUGCUCUUGAGUUUUGCAAAGUUUUGCUAAAUCUUGAUCCUAAAUCCGAUCCUCUUGGUAUAAAAUUAAUCAUGGAUUUUUAUGCAUUGAGAGCAAAGGAGUAUGAGUGGCUGAUUGGUUUUGUUGAAGAUUUGGACAGGAGAUACAAUUUGCUUCAGUUGCCUAAUUUCGCUUUUAGCACAGCCCUGGCAUACUUUUAUGUAAAUGAUAUUGAGAGAGCUGAUUAUUAUUUACAGGAAGCGUUACUUAUGUUUCCCUCAUUAUUGAUGGAACUACUAGAUAAAUGCUCUAUUAGAAUUGAUAGUAGAGUAUCUUCGCAUAGCUUCUUUACUGAACCAACUGAGAAAAAUCCUACAGCUUUAAAUCAACUAGUAAAGCUAUACGUGAACCGAACUUUUCAUGUCUGGAAGGAUGCAGAUAUCUUACCGUGGUUAGAACGAAAUGUGCAUGAUGUAUUAGAUAGAGUGGACAAAAAAGAACCAAUUGUUGAGGCAUACAAAGAAAAAAGAUUAAGAAGAUAUGCCGGAGCUCUACCUAUUAGUAUAGUAAGACACAUUGUCUUGUCUGAUAAUCCAGGAGUAUCGAUACAUUUUUUGCAGAAUACGCCCGGACCAAUAAUGGGUUUUGAUCCCCUUCCACCAAACGACUCUAUCAAUUUAUAUACGCGGCCUCGAAGAAUAACUGUUACCGGUGAUAGAUCAAAUGCGUUGGCAACAUUUUUGGGUUCUCUUCUCCCUAUGGUUAAUCCGCAACAGGUUUUGCCUGAUAGACAACCGAGAGAAGUAGCAGAGGAUGAAGCUCAAGUCGGCGAGCAGCAACCAGACGAGUUCCGACGCAGUAUCGCGUCACUCGUUGACGCGAUGCGCGACCUCCUAAACAAUAUUCGACCGGAACUGCAGCAGAAUGACGCGGACGAUGACGCCGACUUUGAUACCGCCGAUGAGACUUAGACCAUUGACAUCUGUCAAAGUUGUCAGUUGUCGAGUGUGAGUCUAUUCUGGCGAACCAAUAUUAUGGGAAACGGGAUGUGAUGUGUACAGUUCUCUCACAAGAUGUACUCACAAUUAAAAUUUAUUAUCUGAAAAUCUGGAGAGAUGGGGGUUUUUUUGAGGGUUAUAGUACAAUGUUUCUGAAGGGCCACUGCAUCUUUCAGUGUCAGCUGCCAGAUGAAAAGCGGAAAUUUCUAGAUAUUACUAAAAACUAGGGUGCGCGACUUUUUCUUAUAUUAACUCUUUGAUUCAUGGUAUUUUUUUAAACUGUUAUUGUUGGAAAAUUAUUAUAACUUAUGCCAAAGCUGUGUAAAGAGAUAUGUGUAUCAAUACAAAAAAGAUAAGCAAGUAGUCUAUAUCUAUAACAGAAUGAUCAUAAAAUAUUAAGCAUCAAAAAUACAUAAAACUAAUAUGGCAUUAAUGACAUGUUGCAAAAAGUCACUAAUUCGACAGCUAAAAACAAUGCAGCAACAUUAUUAAACAAUAAAAUAAAAUACAUUCCUACUACUGACUACAGAUUAAGGAAAAAAAUUAGUAGCAACAUUUUUACUUUGAUAGAUAAUAGUAUUUUAAAUAAGAACAAAGGAUGCUAUUAAGCUGACACUAACUGCGGUUCAAAAAACAUGUAUAACAUAGAUAUCUCUUAGACCAUUAUAAACAUAUAUCUUGCUGCCCUUUUCUAAGGAUAAGGUCUCUGAAACAGGUAGUGGAAACAAGUCACUUUUCUUUAACUAGAAUAAGGUAUGAAAUAUCCUGAAAUGGGAACCUAAACCAUAUCAAUAAUGUAAUUAGGGAAAAAUGAAGGAUCCAACACCGAUACUUGCAGAACCUUACAUUUGAUUUCCAAUUUUUGAGAAUAGAUAUUAUCAACAAAUUAGAUCCUUUCUUCACAUAGGAAUACGGAAAAAAAUAAGUCGAAGCAGAACGUCUAACUCCAUAAGCCUCUAAUAGCACUGGAUAGACACCAUCAUUGGAAAAAUCACAAAAAACUGAUGAGGCAACAUCAUCUCUAUUUAUCCAGUCCGGAAAUCAGGUUGUGCCUAUUAAUUGACCAACUAUUUUCUAUUAAAUAGGGAUUAUUGAAAUUGGUUUAACCAUAAUCAAAUUGGUAAUUGUACAUUGUAAAGGGACACCCCUUUAUGCGAAGGAAAAAUAGUAGUAAAUUUUAGAUAUGAGGGAAAACAGUUCGAGUCAAACGACAAAUUAAUAAAAUUGUCACUAACCUGCAGAGAGUUAGUAAAUGUGACAUGACUUCGGUGGAAAUUUCAUCAACACCGGACGCGUUCUUAUUGCAUUGCAAGAAUUCUUUCAUGUAAGGCAUUUUUCGUUUUAAUGUCUAAAUGUAUACAUUGAGGAGUCUUGUAGUUCCUUUUUACCAUAGCAAUAUCAAGCAAUAACAUUCGUGUGGCUUAUUACUGCGCAGUUAAAUAUUCUGUGGGAAAUCUGUUAUACGUAGACCAUACCAAAGUUUACUGAAUAAAAUACAAGUUGCUUCACUCGGCGAAAAACCUUUUAUCUUUCGAUCUUAAAGGCAGGCCGCCGAGCUCCUCGCCGACGGGGAACUAGCAAAAAAUGUAAAGGGGAAUUGUGGUAAAAAAUAGCUAUUAUUUUACGAGUUUCGUCUAAUUCGAACUGUAGGGGAAGACGGAGCACGAUUUUAUAAUAACUUUAUUAUCGGGCAUAAAAUUAUUAUUUAAUGUACCUACUUGGGAAAAAUAUGUAAAUUGAUAAUACUAUAAAUUAUUUGUUUUUCAUAGCCACCAAACUAAAUAAAUUUAACAUUAUCAAAGUUUACGUAAUUUAAGAACUAAAUGGUUAAAUUUUUUUUGUUAAUAAUUAGGUACUUAGGUAUUUUAUUAAAGGUUGUUUUGGUACGACUGGUUGUAUUAGGAUUUAUUUUUAAAUCAAAGUCAAAAGUUUGUGUGAAAAAAUGCAUAUAUUACUGUUACUAAACGUAACAACUAAAGAUAGACAUAACUACUAAGUAAUGACAUGUUUGAAUUUUAAAUGAUUGAUUACUACACUUUUUGACUGUUGUUUUUGUUAUUUUGUCAGACUAAUAAUAGCAUUACCAAAGACAUAAGUAAUAAACGUAAUGUUUCAUUCAUAACCAGCCCACAAAUGUGGAAUUUUAUUGUUUUAAAAUUAGUAGUGAGAGAGAAAAGGAUGGAGAAAGUGUUGUUAGUACCCCUUGGCAACAAUGCAUAUUUUCAAUUAAUUUUUGUUUGGUUUGUUGCCAGUGGGGUAGAGUUUAUGCACUAGUGCAAAUAAUAUUAUAAUAAUCGACAAAUUUGUAAUUUUCAUUUUCCCUCCCUUACAAAUCGGGUUAGGAUUAUGUACAAAUAAUUUUUUAUAUCUGUACGUAUUGUUUUCGUCGCUCUUGUGCAAUUUUAAAUAGAGGCGAAAAAAUGUCAUUACAUAAUUAAUUAACCUUAAUAUUUUUCAUGUGACGACGCUGGUGGUAAAAAUACAAAAGUCUUUUGCUGUUUAAACGUAAACAAAUAAACUUACCGAUGAAACUUUAAAUUUGGAUUUUAAUGCUCUAUUCUCUUUACUACACAAGAAUCGUGCACCAUGAUCGUUUAUUUUGGCAUUAGUUUUCUCCAAAAAAGUACGAAAACAACAAAAAACUGAUAAAACACACUCCAAACACAAAAUACGCCCCUAGACUCAAUAAUUUAAAGCGUUUAUUUGUUUUAAUUCCUUGGCAACAUCGCUCGGGAUUCAUUCAUUUAUAAUUUUUGGCAGAACUUGAAAAAUAGUAAAACGUGCGUAAUACUGUAGCGCAACGUUGCCGAAGUGACGAAAUUUUUUAAUGCUCCAAGAUAUUUUUGUUUUGACUGCUGCUUUUAUUAAUAUUUUUGCUUUUAAAGUCGAUUUUUCUACGAAUUUUAUUAAUUUUCGAUUAGUUUUUUUUCAUUAUGAGCUCAGUUAUGUUUCCGACUCAAAUAACCUUUAAAAGGUAUUACAUGUUUUAAUACUUAAAAAGCGGAUAAAUAGCUCUGGCAAAAGUGCAAUAUUGUAAAAGAGGGACAAAAAAAAUGAGAGGAAAAUAUAUUUUGCCAUUUUAAAAUGUAAACAAUGUAGUCUCUUAAGCUGGAUUUAUACAGACAAAUAAAGUAAAAUAAGAAAUAAAAUAAGAGUUAAAUGUACAAAAGUUGCAUAACGCAUUUAUAUAGCAAAAUAAUAUAAGAAUAAAAUAAGAAGUUGACCAAAAUCCAACUUUCAUAUUUUAUUUUAUGUGAAAACGAAACUGCGCACGUUAUUUUGGUCACAACUUACCCUCUCAAGACAGAGAGGUACUAUAACCUGGCAUGUAAUUGGUUACCCUUAUUUCUUAUUUGUUAUUUUAUUAUAUAUAUAAAUAUAUUUUAUAUAUAUAUUUUCAUUUUUCGGACAUCUAAAAAACAUUAAACCACUUCCACGCUUUGUAAAACAACUGUCUACCGAACAAUAAGUCGACAAUUUUAAUAUAAUAGAUUAUAAUAAUUUGCCAGUCCACUGAGUCCACCCGGUGCAACUAGUAAUAAAACGCUCGCACAUCAAAAGGAUUUAAACUCUACUCACUGUGUAACCCAAUAGAUUUGAUUGUAGGAGCGUCGCCCGGCAAAUGAAGUGAGGGGUGGUGAAUAGGUAAUUCGUCGCGUGGAGCCGAGUGAAGCAACUUGUAUUUUAUUCAGUAAACUUUGACCAUACUAUUUCAAUUUUUCAAUAUAAUGAAAGGUUUUGGUGGCUAUUUGAUUCUAAAACAAGUUACAAAAUUGAGUAAAAUUGUAAAUUAACAAAA